UAAAACGCCUAAAACCAUUGCAUUGUUUCAGCCAUUUAUGAGCCAUGAACGCGCCAAAAACAACAACGGCCAGAACAAUGUCCAGCCUUGAAAGGAAAAGUUGGACCUUCUAAAGCUUGCGUACCUUUUUAUGACCCUUGCGGAUGAUGUAAUGGACAAGGAACAAAGUGUUGCAUUGUUUAAAGUCCCGAAGUGCAAUUGUCACCAGACCUGGCCGACCGAUCUAGCCACAACUGCCCAAAAACCUCCUAUUUAAGGGACGCUUAUGGUGUUACGGUGGACAUUACAUCUUUCGUACGCAAAUCAGAUAACAUCCCGUCCAUUCAAGAUGAGAUCCGCGGUGAGUGUUUUGCUUGUUGUGCUAGGCGCUGCAGCUUUGUGCCAGGGCACGACAACCGAUCGCGAGGAUAUUGCCGACUCUAAGGACUCUUCGCUGGCGCGAUUCCUGCAACCCCUGGAGGUUAGGCUGCGUGACGAUCAAAGUGUUCCGGAGCGUCGUUCCCGGGAAUUGAGCUACUUCGGCUCAGGUUACAGCUAUCACCCGUACGGUGGACAUCAUAACCCACUGUACAGUCCGUACAGUCAGCAGGGCCUGUACAAUCCGUACAGCUUCGGUGGUCUGAACGGAUACGGUGGUGCAGGUGUGGCUGGAUUUGGCACGGCGGGUGGCUACGGAGGUCUUGCUGCUGGUGUAGGCAAUGGUGCAUACUUUGGGUCGGGUGCCGGAGUUGCCGGUUAUCCUGCCGCUGGAGUACAGCAGUUCGGUUAUAAUGGGCUGGUAGGUGGUCAGGGUGUUGGCAGCUACCCGUACACUGGAGGAUGGAAUGCGGGCGUGGGCCAGACUCCAUACGCCGGUUACGGUGGCCAACUGGGAGGAUACUACAAUCGAGGGCUGUACGUUUGAAGAAGAAUGCUGCCGAUUUCGAGAUGGAUGGAUGAGAUGACUGAUAAUAAACAUGAACGUUAGCAUAUUGCUUGUUGAUCUGCAAAAUGAGAGGUAUUUCUUAGUCUGUCUGGUAUUCGAAAGUAGUCCCCAGUCGGGUAUUUAAUUUGCAUACCGAUUAGAAAGUUUGGUAUGAGGAAAUAGAGUGAUGAUUUUUUGAGGUACUGUGAACGAUCGUGGUUGAACUCCAAUGUUUACCGAUCGCAAGGAAACAAAGGUUCUAGAAGGG
Molecule: messenger RNA, 1172 nt
Organism: Anopheles arabiensis
Lineage: Eukaryota; Metazoa; Arthropoda; Insecta; Diptera; Culicidae
Product: glycine-rich cell wall structural protein 1.8-like
Exons: 2
Coding region: 266-904 (212 amino acids)
Source: RefSeq, a predicted model, not a curated record